Messenger RNA from Haliaeetus leucocephalus (bald eagle), 2325 nucleotides. It is a transcript of the gene BIN1, whose product is annotated as bridging integrator 1. The transcript is spliced from 18 exons. Bases 1 to 1683 code for a protein of 560 amino acids. NCBI's taxonomy places the organism in Eukaryota, Metazoa, Chordata, Aves, Accipitriformes, Accipitridae. The record is from RefSeq and is a predicted model, not a curated record. Gene Ontology annotation, biological process: regulation of endocytosis. Gene Ontology annotation, cellular component: synaptic vesicle; plasma membrane; cytoplasm. Gene Ontology annotation, molecular function: phospholipid binding; tau protein binding.
AUGGCCGAGCUGGGGAGCAAGGGGGUUACCGCCGGGAAAAUCGCCAGCAACGUCCAGAAGAAGCUGACCCGGGCGCAGGAGAAGGUCCUUCAGAAGCUUGGGAAAGCGGAUGAAACAAAAGAUGAGCAGUUUGAACAGUGCGUGCAGAACUUCAACAAACAGCUGUCUGAAGGUACGAGGCUGCAGAAGGACCUCCGAACUUACUUGGCUUCCGUAAAAGCCAUGCACGAGGCCUCCAAGAAGCUGACAGAGUGUUUACAGGAAGUUUAUGAGCCGGAUUGGCCUGGGAGAGAUGACACAAAUAAAAUAGCAGAGAACAAUGAUCUUCUCUGGACAGAUUUCCAUCAGAAGCUGGUGGAUCAGGCACUUCUGACCAUGGAUACGUACCUUGGCCAGUUUCCAGAUAUUAAAUCUCGUAUAGCAAAGCGAGGAAGGAAGCUUGUGGAUUACGACAGUGCCAGGCACCACUUCGAAGCCCUGCAGACUGCAAAGAAGAAGGACGAAACCAAAAUCGCAAAGCCUGUUUCGCUGCUUGAGAAAGCCGCGCCUCAGUGGUGUCAAGGGAAGCUACAAGCUCACCUCGUUGCGCAAACUAAUCUGCUCCGAAAUCAGGCUGAAGAAGAGUUAGUAAAGGCUCAGAAGGUGUUUGAAGAGAUGAACGUUGAUCUGCAGGAGGAGCUGCCUUCACUAUGGAACAGUCGUGUUGGUUUCUACGUCAACACAUUCCAGAGUAUAGCAGGCCUAGAAGAGAACUUUCAUAAAGAAAUGAGCAAGUUGAACCAAAACCUCCAUGAUGUCCUGCUGGGUCUAGACAAGCAGUACUCAGGCAAUGCCUUCCCCGUUAAAGCACAGCCCAGUGACAGCACCCCAGCGAAAGCAAAUAAAAGCCCCUCGCCUCCACCGGAUGGAUCUCCCAUCACCAGCCCUGAGACCAAGACUGUGAACCAUGAGCUGGAACCGUCCACUUUGGAAGCGCCUGGUGCAAGCAUCCCAAAGUCACCAUCUCAGUUGAGGAAAGGGCCUCCGGUGCCUCCGCCUCCAAAAGUCACCCCCUCCAAGGAGAUCAAGCAGGAGAACAUCAUCAGUCUGUUUGAUGACAAUUUUGUCCCUGAGAUAAGUGUGACAACCCCUUCGCAGUUUGAUGCCCCUGGGCCUUUCCAGGAGGGAGCCAGCCUGUUGGAUCUGGAUUUUGAUCCCAUUAAACCAGAUGCCACUGUGGGGAAGACCCCCACACCUGCCUCCCAGUCUUUACCUUGGGAUUUAUGGGAGCCUGCAGAAGCAGCCCAUGCAGGAGCUGAAGCAGCUGGAUCAGAAGCAGCAGCUGGAGCUGAAGCAUCUAAAACUGAAGCAGAUUCAGGAUCGAGCUCUCUGCCUGCUGUUGUUGUGGAAACUUUCCCUCCUACCGUCAAUGGCACUGUGGAAGGAGGUGCUUCAUCUGAAAGAGCUGACAUGCCCCCGGGAUUUCUGUUCAAGGUCCAGGCCAUGCAUGAUUACACGGCCACCGACAGUGACGAGCUGCAGCUGAAGGCUGGGGAUGUGGUGCUUGUGAUUCCAUUUGAGAACCCUGAGGAGCAGGACGAAGGAUGGCUGAUGGGUGUGAAGGAGUCUGACUGGAUUCAGCGUAAGGAACUUGACCAAUGCCGAGGGGUUUUCCCAGAGAAUUUCACAGAGCGGGUGCAGUGAAAGCCCAAGCCCACCAGCCGCAUUUCUGCUGGAAGAAAGCAAGUUUUCUGGUAGAUAAUUGAAAAAGAACAGCGGAAUGAAAAGAAGAGAGAAUUUUAAAGGAACAGAAGCCUGAAAAAAAAAGUCAACUUAAACAGUGUGUUCUUCUCAAAGGGCAAGGUUUCAGAAGUAAAUUGAAAUUGAAAGUGUUAUCAAAAUAUAUACAUAUUAAUAAUAAUAAGGCAAGUCAAAUACCCUCUUCCGCCUUUGGUUUUAACAGCAUUUGGAAUCAGAGGACUGAUGCAGAAGCAACUGAGUGUGGUUCUCUAAAUACUGCAUUGACUUAAUUGGCGAGAUGUCAGUUUGAUCCCUGGAAAGGCAGUAUUUGUCUAAUGGCUUGAGAGUAGAAAGCUGCAUUUGCUCUUGGGUGGGUUCAUCUGUUUUGUCUUGAAGGUGGCUUGCAUGGCAACCAUAAAAAUUCAGCCUUCCCUAUAUGUUCAACCUACAGUAGGCCAACCUUUCUGUUAUGCUGUUGAAAAAAAUAUUUAGUGUAUAGUGUUCACCAAUACAAUGUAUGUGUGUGUGCGUUUGUGUGUAUUUUAUUUUCUUCCUUUAAAACAAUGUUACGCAAACUGUGAUUUUGUACAGACAGAACAAACAACA